UUCAUUGUUGGACCUGGUGCCCUUACUUCAACAUGGCCAACAUGAUUUGGGACAAUCCAUAUUUUAUACAACCGCUUGCCUGUUACCAUUUCUGAGUGACGAUAUACUAAGUACCUUACCCUACACAAUGAUCUCCACCUUGGCGACUUUCCCUCCUUUCCUGCACAAGGACAUCACCGAAUAUCUCAGUACAUCCUUCCUGCCCAUGGCCAUCUUAGGCUCCAGAGGAAGAGAUGGGAAUGUACCCCAACAUGUGAACCUCUCGGCCUCAUCAAUGCUCAUGAUUGCAAUGCAGUACACCUCCAACCCAGUGUAUCACUGUCAGCUGCUGGAGUGUCUCAUGAAGUACAAGCAGGAGGUGUGGAAAGAUCUGUUGUAUGUCAUCGCCUAUGGACCCUCCCAGGUCAAGCCGCCAGCGGUGCAGAUGUUGUUUCAUUAUUGGCCUAACUUGAAACCCCCCGGGGCGAUCAGCGAAUACCGUGGGCUGCAGUACACAGCGUGGAAUCCCAUCCACUGCCAGCACAUAGAAUGCCACAACGCCAUCAACAAGCCUGCUGUAAAGAUGUGUAUCGAAGCUGCUCUGUCCGUGGCUCUGGGCGAUAAACCUCCCCCAUUGUACCUCUGUGAGGAGUGCAGUCAGAGGAUUGCCGGGGAUCACAGUGAAUGGCUCAUAGAUGUUCUUCUCCCUCAAGCUGAAAUUUCAGCCAUUUGUCAGAAAAAGAACUGUAGCUCUCACGUCAGGCGGGCGGUGGUGACGUGCUUUUCCGCCGGCUGCUGUGAUCGUCACGGUAACCGGCCGGUGCGCUACUGUAAACGUUGCCACUGCUACCACCAUAACCAAGAGGCGGGGGGAGCUUCCUCAUCGGAGACGCACUUAUUCCAGACGUCGCCGCCUCCUAUUAACACCAGAGAGUGCGGAGCGGAGGAGCUGGUGUGCGCAGUAGAAGCUGUAAUAAGUUUGCUGAAGGAGGCAGAGUAUCACGCGGAGCAGAGGGAGUACGAGAUGAACCGACGGAGGCAGAUGGGCUUGGCCUCCUCCCAUCAUUCUUUGGACAACACCGACUUCGAUAACAAGGAUGACGAUAAACACGACCAGCGUCUGCUCAGCCAGUUUGGAAUUUGGUUCUUGGUCAGCCUGUGCACACCGAGUGAGAACACUCCCACGGAGAGCCUUGCCCGGCUGGUCAGCAUGGUGUUCCAGUGGUUCCACUCCACGGCUUACAUGAUGGACGAUGAGGUCGGCAGCCUGGUUGAGAAGCUCAAACCUCAGUUUGUCACCAAGUGGUUGAAGACGGUCUGCGACAUUCGUUUCGACGUGAUGGUCAUGUGCCUGCUGCCCAAACCCAUGGAAUUUGCCAGGGUUGGCGGCUAUUGGGACAAAUCCUGCAGCACGGUCACCCAGCUGAAGGAAGGUCUGAAUAGAAUUUUGUGCCUUAUCCCUUAUAACGUCAUAAACCAGCCGGUCUGGGAGUGUAUCAUGCCGGAGUGGCUAGAGGCCAUCAGAACUGAGGUGCCGGACCUCCAACUCAAAGAGUUCCGAGAGGUCCUCAGUAAAAUGUUUGACAUCGAGCUGUGCCCGCUGCCCUUCUCUAUGGAAGAGAUGUUUGGGUUUAUCAGCUGCCGAUUCACCGGCUAUCCAUCCUCCGUCCAGGAACAAGCUUUACUGUGGCUACAUGUUUUGUCAGAACUCGACAUUGUGGUUCCUCUCCAGCUGUUGAUCAGCAUGUUCUCCGAUGGGGUGAACUCGGUGAAGGAGCUGGCCAAUCAGAAGAAAGUCCGUAUCACUGAGCUGUCCGGGAACAUUCCUGGAAACCGGAGUAGCAUUGCUUCAGAUCCAGGGCGUCGGGUUCUGCACAGCAUGCUGAGUCCUUUCCCGAGCCCCUUUCACAGUCCCUUCCGGAGUCCCAUGCGCAGUCCUUUCCGGAGCCCCUUUAAAAACUACGGACACCCCGUGGGAAGGACCAUCGAUUUUGACUGCGAUGAGGAGGAAAUGAACCUAAACUGCUUUAUCCUCAUGUUUGAUCUCAUAUUAAAACAGAUGGAGCUGCAGGAUGACGGCAUCACGCUGGGUUUGGAGAACAGCCUACCCAAGGACAUCAUCUCCAUCAUAAACAACGUGUUCCAGGCCCCCUGGGGGGGCUCCCACACCUGUCAGAAGGACGAGAAGGCCGUGGAGUGCAGCCUGUGCCAGUCCAGCAUCCUCUGCUACCAGAUGGCCUGCGAGCUGCUGGAGCGGUUGGCGCCCAAGGUGGAGAUACGCCUGGUGGAGCCCACGGAUAGCCUAGAGGAGAGCCUGUUAUAUUCCAGGGUAGAAUUUAUCAUCGGCAGCGGGGAAGAGGACGAGAAUCCAGCCCACAAACACGUUGAUAAUCCCGGAACUCACACCGAGACGACGGAACACGCCAACACAAUAAAUGUGAAAAACGAUACAGAUCAGAAGUUUCUCUACCAGCAGCUUCCUGUGACGCUGAAGCUCAUUUACACCAUUCUUCAGGAAAUGGCAAAGUUUGAUGAGCCGGAUAUUCUGUUCAACAUGUUGAAUUGUCUGAAGAUUUUGUGUCUGCACGGCGAGUGUCUUUACAUUGCCAAGAAGGACCAUCUUCCAUUUCUUGCCUAUAUACAGGAGCAUAUGAUGAUCUCCAGCUUGUGGCGGGUUCUGAAAUCGGAGUUCUCCCAGCUUUCUUCUCUGGCGGUGCCGCUGCUCCUCCAUGCUCUAUCUCUGCCAUAUGGCGCAGAUAUCUUCUGGACGAUUAUAAACUCCAACUUCAACAGCAAGGACUGGAAGAUGAGGUUUGAAGCAGUUGAGAAGGUUGCUGUGCUCUGUCGGUUUCUGGACAUCCACUCACUCACAAAGAACCACUUGUUGAAAUAUUCGCUGGCCCACUCUUUUUGCUGCUUCCUGACUGCUGUGGAAGACGUCAACCCAGCUGUGGCCACACGAGCUGGACUACUGCUGGACACCAUCAAGCGGCCCGCCUUGCAGGGUCUCUGCCUCUGCCUGGACUUCCAGUUUGACACCGUGGUGAAGGACCGGCCGACCAUUCUCAGCAAGCUUCUUCUCCUCCACUUCCUGAAGCAGGACAUUCCGGCAUUGAGCUGGGAAUUCUUCGUAAACAGAUUUGACACAUUGUCCCUGGAAGCUCAGCUUCACCUGGACUGCAACAAGGAGUUCCCUUUCCCUACAACAAUCACAGCUGUGAGGACAAACGUGGCCAACCUCAGUGAUGCUGCCAUUUGGAAAAUCAAAAGAGCGCGGUUUGCACGCAACAGGCAGAAGAGUGUGCGGUCCCUCAGAGACAGCGUCAAAGGUGCCACAGAGUCGAAGAGGGCCCUGUCAUUGCCAGAGACUCUCAGCACCAAAAUUCGACAACAUUCACCAGAAAACGAUAACAUCAUUAAGGACCCUCUCCCGGAAGACGCAGGGAUUGACCAUCAGACGGUCCACCAGUUGAUAUCCGUCCUCAUGAAAUUCAUGGCCAAAGACAAGAGCAGCGCGGAGGCCGACAUCAGCAGCGCCAAAGCGUUUAACACUGUGAAGCGACAUCUGUAUGUGUUGUUGGGUUUUGACCAGCAAGAGGGCUGCUUCAUGAUCGCGCCUCAGAAAAUGCGCACCUCAACGUGCUUCAAUGCCUUUAUCGCUGGAAUUGCUCAGGUGAUGGAUUUCAACAUCAAUCUCGGAAAGCACCUUCUGCCCCUGGUGGUACAAGUUCUAAAAUACUGCACCUGCCCCCAGCUCCGCCACUUCUUCCAGCAGCCUCCACGCUGUUCCAUCUGGUCUCUGAAGCCCCACAUCCGUCAGAUGUGGCUAAAGGCUCUUCUUGUUAUCCUCUAUAAGUACCCGUACAGAGAAGAUGACCUCAGCAAGAUAGUGCUGCAUCUGAUCCACAUCACCGUCAACACCCUCAACGCCCAAUAUCACAGCUGCAAACCGCAUGCCACGGCUGGACCGCUGUACAGCGACAACAGCAACAUCAGCAGAUACAGUGAAAAGGAGAAAGGUGAGAUUGAACUGGCUGAAUAUAGAGAAUCUGGGGACAGCAUUCUACGUUGUGUGAGAGAAGACACCGCCCAGAAGAAGAGGUUACGAUCCCUGAAACAAAAGUCCCUAGACAUCGGCAACACCGACUCUUUGUUGUUCACUCUUGAUGAGCAUCGCCGGAAGUCUUGCAUCGACCGGUGCGACAUCAGCCACCCCAAUACCCAGAAAAUGAAUGACUAUGGACGCUCAAGGCAGAACUCAUCCACGAAACCUGAUAAUGAAGACAGCAAUGAGAAUCCGACAGAAAGAGAGAGCUACCAGGAAAUCAGGAGACCCGUCAUACCAGAGGUGAGGUUAAGCUGCAUGGAGACAUUUGAGGUCAAGGUGGAAUCUCCGGUAAAGCUGCCUUCACCAAGAGAAGAUUUAGACCUCAUCGAUUUGUCUUCAGAUUCAACAUCAGGGCCAGAAAAACAGUCCAUUUUAUCCACCUCUGACAGUGACUCUUUGGUCUUUGAGCCUCUACCUCCCUUGAGAAUAGUAGAAAGUGAUGAUGAAGAGUUCCAGCUCCUGAACAGUGAGAAUAUUGUGGUCUCAUCUUCCUCAACUCCCAUCAGUGCCUCAGUACUAAGCCUUAGCAUGAUGCCCCUGGUACAAGUGAGUGUGGAAGACUGUUCUAUAAGCUUUACUGCCAAGGAUUUCAGCUAUAAUCCAUCUUUGGAAGCUGACGAUAUCCCUUCUCUAGAAGAUCAAAAAGACUUGGAAGAGUUGGAGAAGCCAGGAGACUCUCAGGAGGCGUCCAUCGGGAGCCCGCUCACUCUUAAGCAGAAGCGAGACCAGCUGCGCAAGUCUUGCGCACUCACCGGGAUGUCGGUGGAUGACAGUUUUGAGGACGCAGCAGAGGAAGCCAAUUCUCCUGCAAAGAGCAUCUACCUGAAUGUGCCAGAGGCAUCUGAAAACCGGGCAGAGAGCGAUAAGCCUGAUGCUAGCACGGAAUCCGACAAAGAGCAGAAUGUGGAGCACAAGGAAGAAACAGAAGAAUCCGAGUUUAAAAUACACAUUGUCCCCAGGCAGAGAAAGCAAAGGAAGAUCGCAGUCAGCGCAAUACAGAGGGAAUACCUAGACAUAACUUUCAACAUCCUGGACAAGCUGGGAGAACAGAAAGACGCAGAGUCAGACUCUAAAGCACUCUCCAUUUUAGAGAUGCCAAGAGAAUUGUCAUCCGCACCAACCCUAGAGGCCGGGAUUCCGGAGCCCAGUAGUCGCUCUUCUCUUGCAACACAAUAUAGACAGAUGAAACGGGGUUCUCUGGGAGCGCUCGCAAUGUCGCAGCUCGCGAAGAGGCAGCUCGAGCACCAAUCCAGUGCACCCCACAAUAUCAGUACCUGGGAUCCUGAUGACCCCAAAGCUGCACAUGAGGUCCUAGGAAGCAUUUCAGAGGUGUCAAUGGGCAGGACGAGCAUUCCAUAUAUUCAGAUCGGGGCAACAAAAUCCAGCCUACUCUCGGCCCCCAGUAUCGUCAGCAUGUUUGUUCCCGCCCCUGAGGAUUUUUCAGAUGACCAGCCAACAAUAAUGUCCGAUAAGUGCCAUGACUGCGGGGCCAUUCUGGAGGAAUACGACGAGGAGACUUUAGGUCUGGCUAUAGUUGUCCUCCUGACGUUCAUUCACCUGAGUCCUGACUUGGCGGCUCCUCUGCUGCUCGAUAUUAUGCAAUCGGUGGGCAGGUUGGCGUCCAGUACAAGUUUCUCCAAUCAAGCCGAAAGCAUGCUGAUCCCAGGGAACGUGGCUGGGGUAGCGAAACAGUUCCUCCGCUGUGUAUUCCAUCAGUUGGCACCCAAUGGCAUCUUCACCCAGCUAUUCCAGAGCAAUAUCAAAGACGGAAGCUUCUUGCGGACAUUAGCUGUGGCGCUAAUGGAUUUCAAUGAACUGAGCGCCUUCGCUGCCCUCAGCCAACUGCUGGAGGGAUUAAACAAUAAAAAGAAUUUGCCUGCAGGGGGCGCCAUGCUACGCUGCUUAGAAAACAUUGCCACAUUUAUGGAGGCCUUACCCAUGGAUUCCCCCAGCAAUCUCUGGACAACUAUUUGCAAUCAGUUCCAGACUUUCUUCACCAAACUUCCUUCCGUUCUGCCCCUAAAGUGCUCCUUAGAUUCCAGUCUGCGGAUAAUGAUUUGCCUGCUGAAGAUACCAACAACCAAUGCCACCAGGAGUCUGCUGGAACCGUUCUCCAAGCUCCUCAGUUUUGUCAUCCAGAAUGGGGUCUUCACCUUGGCGUAUCUCAUCGAGCUUUGCGGUUUGUGUUACCGAGCAUUCACUAAGGAAAGGGAUAAAUUCUACUUGACCCGCAGUGUCAUCCUGGAUCUCCUACAAGCCCUGAAAUUGAAGUCUCCUCUCCCUGACACCAAUCUCCUUCUGCUGGUUCAGUUUAUUUGCACAGAUGUUGGCACCAAAUUAGCCGAGUCCACCAUAAUUCACAAGCAGAUGAUCGCAUCUCUACCUGGGUGCGGGACGGCCGCCAUGGAGUGCACGCGCCAAUACAUCGGGGAGAUUCUGGACUUCAUUGCAGAUAUGCAUACAUUAACCAAACUGAAGAGCCACAUGAAGACCUGUUCGCAGCCCUUACACGAAGACACGUUUGGCGGUCACCUUAAAGUCGGCCUGGCCCAAAUAGCUGCGAUGGAGAUAACCCGAGGAAACCACCGGGACAACAAGGCUGUCAUACGAUACCUGCCUUGGCUCUAUCAUCCGCCUUCAGCCAUGCAGCAAGGGCCUAAAGAGUUCAUCGAGUGCGUGUCACAUAUCCGCCUCCUGUCGUGGCUUCUCUUGGGGUCACUCACCCACGGUGUGGUCUGUCCAAACUCCCCCUCUCCGUGCAUCCCAAUUCCUCUAGACGCGGGCUCCCAGGUGGCCGAUCAUCUCAUCGUGAUUCUUAUCGGUUUCCCCGAACAAUCGAAGACCUCAGUGCUCCACAUGUGCUCCCUCUUCCACGCCUUCAUCUUCGCCCAGCUCUGGACGGUGUACUGUGAGCAGGCCGCCAUCGCUCCAAGUGUCCAGAACCAGAAUGAGUUCAGCUUCACGGCGAUCCUAACAGCACUGGAGUUCUGGAGCCGUGUCACUCCCAGCAUCCUACAGCUGAUGGCACACAACACUGUGAUGGUGGAGAUGGUCUGCCUGCAUCUGAUCAGCUUAUUGGAGGCUCUACAGGAAUGCAAUUCCACUGUCUUUGUAAAACUGAUACCGAUGUGGCUACCGAUGAUCCAAUCAAACAUAAAGCAUUUAUCGGCAGGGCUACAGCUCCGCCUCCAGGCGAUCCAGAACAACGCCAACCAGCAGAACCUGCGGAUACUGCAAGGAUCGGCGCAGAUCACGCACAACACGGCCGUCCUGCGGAAGUGGCUGCAGUGCACUCAGUUCAAAAUGGCUCAGGUGGAAAUCCAGUCGUCCGAAGCUGCCUCGCAAUUUUAUCCUCUGUAG
Molecule: messenger RNA, 7447 nt
Organism: Nanorana parkeri
Lineage: Eukaryota; Metazoa; Chordata; Amphibia; Anura; Dicroglossidae
Gene: UNC79
Product: unc-79 homolog (C. elegans)
Exons: 48
Coding region: 128-7447 (2439 amino acids)
Molecular function (GO): protein binding
Source: RefSeq, a predicted model, not a curated record